This is a messenger RNA of Menidia menidia (Atlantic silverside), 312 nucleotides long. Lineage: Eukaryota; Metazoa; Chordata; Actinopteri; Atheriniformes; Atherinopsidae. The record is from the annotation of a GenBank genome assembly.
AUGGCAAGUGCAGCCAACGCAAACUUGAACGCAGUUCGGGAGACAAUGGAUGUCCUACUGGAAAUAUCAAGAUUGCUCAACACUGGGUUGGACAUGGAGUCUCUGUCCAUAUGUGUGAGACUGUGUGAGCAAGGCAUCAACCCUGAAGCCCUGUCUGCUGUUAUCAAAGAACUGCGCAAAGCUUCUGAGUCCCUCAAGGCUGAGAUGGAAAAUCCUGCAAGGUUUCUGAAAACUGCACAAACUGAAGAUGGACGGGGAUCCCUUCAGUUUGGGAAGUUGCAAUGGGAUCAUGCCUUGUUCCUGCAUGUUUAA